UACAAUUAACUGUUUAAUCACUCUUAAUUUAAAAAUAAUUCCCACAGAGAAAGAAAGUAAAGAAAAAACAUUGAAAAGCUCAGCUUUCUUUGGUUGAAUUUCAUUAACUGCUUCAGUCCAAGUCCCAACCAAGUACUUGCUGCUCAUUUUCGUGUAUGUAUUGCUAUUUGUGGAGUUGGAAUUAUGAUGUGCAUUUUUUGGGAUUGAUCUGCUCAUGUGCAGAUAGAAGCGGCAGAAGAUCCAAAAAUUAGGUUAAUGCCAUUGCAUCAUCUGGUAACAUGUGUUUUUUUGUAUUUAGUCUUGAAUCAGCAGUUUGACUUGAGCGAUACCGAUUAUUCAUGUGUUUGAGGAUUCGAUGAUUCGGUGAGAUUUUGUAAAUGCGAUUUCUGGAGCAUCAGUGUAGAAACCAGGAAUUUAGAGUGAGAGGGUUUUGGGGCUUUGAGAUAUGGAAUCGAAAAUGGAUCAGUAUGAGCUAAUGGAGCAAAUUGGCCGUGGAGCUUUUGGGGCUGCCAUUUUAGUCAAUCACAAAUUGGAAAGGAAAAAGUAUGUGCUCAAGAAGAUUCGGUUAGCUCGCCAAACGGAGCGUUGCCGGAGAUCAGCACAUCAAGAGAUGGCUUUAAUUGCACGGAUACAACAUCCGUAUAUUGUUGAGUAUAAGGAAGCUUGGGUAGAGAAGGGUUGUUAUGUCUGCAUUGUUACUGGCUACUGUGAGGGUGGUGACAUGGCUGAAUUGAUGAAAAAAUCCAAUGGACAGUACUUCCCGGAGGAGAAACUGUUGAAGUGGUUUGCUCAACUAUUAUUGGCGGUUGAGUAUCUGCACUCCAACUAUGUUCUGCAUCGGGAUCUUAAGUGCUCAAAUAUUUUUCUUACCAAAGAUCAAGGUGUUCGUUUAGGUGAUUUUGGGCUCGCUAAAACUUUGAAGGCAGAUGACUUGGCUUCUUCAGUAGUUGGAACUCCCAAUUACAUGUGUCCUGAACUUCUGGCUGACAUUCCGUAUGGAUUUAAGUCUGAUAUUUGGUCUCUUGGUUGCUGUAUGUAUGAAAUGGCUGCUCAUCGCCCUGCUUUCAAGGCUUUUGAUAUGGCCGGACUAAUAAGCAAGAUUAAUCGAUCAUCGAUUGGCCCAUUGCCUUCUUGCUACUCCCCAUCCUUGAAAAUGCUAAUCAAGAGCAUGCUAAGAAAAAACCCGGAACAUCGGUCAAGUGCGUCAGAACUUCUGAAACAUCCAUAUCUACAGCCUUACGUGGAUCAAUACCGCCCAUCCUAUAAACCGAUUGCUGCUAUUACGCUUGAGAAACCUCCUCCCACUGCCCGUGUAAGUCGAAGGAACAUGGCUGAGAGCCAAGGUAGUAGCAGUUCAUGCAGUGACAGAGACAGCUUAGUCUCAAGCGAGAAGAACAUAGUGAACCGUGGUCAUAAGUCCCCUGAUAUGGAGACAGCUUUAGUUGAUGAAGAUGUUAAAUGCAGGUCACUGUCAAAGACGGAGGAGGGCCCACAAAUUAUGGACUCGUUGUCCGUAAAUACCAAGGAACAUGAUGUCGGCAAGCCACUGCAUGACGAACAGAGAAAUAGCAGUGAAACGAAGCAGCCCAAAACAAUUAAAAAUAUUAUGGUGUCUCUCAAAGAAGGAAAAAGCAGAGAAAAUAAUUCUCCACUUAGAAGCCACCAUUCGAAAUCGAGCUGUGGUAGCAACCAGAGAACGGUUACCGAAGCAUCUCCAAGAGUUUCAAAACAACCGAAUCUCGUUAAUUAUGGUCCGAAGGGUAAUGCAGAAGCCCCAGAAAGAACAAACACUGAUUCUAAUAAACGAGUACAAGGAACGCCUUCCUUGAAGCAUCAGUUACCUGUUGUGGAAACCCCUCCGAAGACGAAGGCUAGACGUGAAGGUAUCCCUCCCUCUGGUCUCAUAAAGCCCAUUGCUGAAGAAGGAUUUUCAACGAGGACAAGACAGAAAACACCUCCUACUCUGUCUAGGAGACCCUCAUUUCCUGCACGAAUCCGGCAAGUACAGCGUGAUAUUCCUAAUUGCAUAAAUGAUAUUACGAAGACUGGUCCUAAUGAUGUUCAAGAUCCUGAAAUCAUGAAAUCAGUGCAUAAUGGCUGUGCUUCACAUAAUUUGAGGGAAAACACACAGAACCCAAAAAGGUCUUUAUCUGCAGGUUCUAGGAGAAUGCAAACAGAGAGCAGCAACUCAGCAUCUUCAUCAGUAUCUAUCCAAGGUUUCGAGAUCUCUGACGAUGUGAUGAAUCCGUUUAUUAGCUCAUCGGAAGAGUUUCAUCACAGUCCUGAGCAAGCUACAAUAUAUGAAAUUAUUGACUCACCUUUCCCCCCAGAAAGGACAGGAAAUUGCUUUGGGGAUCAUCUUGAGGCUAACUGCCAAACUAGAAUACAACAAGCCGUAGAAGUUGAAAUAAACGAAUCGCGACCCAGCUGUUCCACUCGCUCCUCAUCUCAAUCUGAAGGAGCGGAAAAUCUAUCACCUGGAUGCUGUGGGAGUGACUAUGCAUCUAAAGUUUGCUCCUCUGGAAAACUACAAGAACGGUCGGAUGAUAAGCUUAUGAAUGUAAAAAAUGCUGAUAAACUUAUGAAUGUCAACAAUGCUCGCGAUGAAAGAACAAGCUCUACGGCAAAUAUGGAGGUUUCGUUUUGCAUCACUGAAGAUAUACCUUUGGGUGGAGAAGAUGCUACAACCAUCAGUAGGCCUGAUCCUGUGACCAAGCCGGACCUCACCUCACCAUCAAGCAUUGAUGACAAGGUCAUGAUCAAGAAACUCGUUUCUUCUGUUGACCCUUCCAUUUUACCGAACCAGAAGAGUUCGUUGCCAGACAGAGGAUUACUGGAGCAAAAUGCAGUUAAUGAAAUGCCGGUUUUAGCCAUUACCCCAACUGCUCCAAAUAAAGUGAUGCAUGUGAUAUCUCAUAGCAACAUCCAAGCUACGAUUGAGCAUCUUGUGGCACAAAACACCGAACGAGAUCUGGAUGCUGGAAAAACAAUAGAUGUUGCCAGAGAUGAGGUUGUUUUAAAAGAUUCACCUUCUUCUUCUACUCCACAGCCAUCCACAGCUUCUAAAACUCUAACUUCGGAAUCUACAUGCUCUCAGAAUGCCACUCCUACUUCAAAUCUCUUUGAAAACCCUGUCACCAAGGAAGUAGAUGUAACAACUACAACUGACAACCCUGUGGCUGCAAUGUCGGACCCUUCUGAAUCCAGUCCAACGAAGACAAACCCUCCUCCAGCUCGAGAAGAAGCAUCACCUCCCAUGAAGGAAACUUUAGAUGUCAAUUCCUUCAGGCAAAGAGCAGAGGCACUUGAGGGACUGCUGGAACUGUCUGCUGACUUACUUCAGCAGAAUCGGCUUGAAGAGCUCACGGUUGUGCUGAAACCAUUUGGAAGGGAGAAGGUGUCUCCGAGGGAUACAGCAAUCUGGCUGGCUAGAAGUCUGAAAGGGAUGAUGCUGGAGGAGGGUGGACGCAAUUUGUAAAUGCCGGUAUAUCUAUUCUUUGUCUUCUUGAUCAUUAGUUGAGGUUUACAGGGGGUAUAUAAUUGGGAGCCUUUCUCUCGACAUCUAAAGCCUUUGCAAUUUUUACUUUUCUAUUGGUUCUUUAUUUUCUAUUAUUGUAAUGCAAUGCGUAUUGUAUAUAAUGUUGCAGCUGAAUACAGAUUUUUUCUAUGUAAAAACAUAAUGCUUAACUAAGCAGUGUGAGAUUCUUGGAUAAUCUUCUGCUUCAAUGGUAGUAUAUGGGAUUCGGCUGGAUCCUGGAUGCUACUUAUCCAAUUCUAUUCUGUUAGUUUGUAACAUUAUUACUCUAUAAGAUUUGGUUGAUACCCAGCUUAUAACAUUCAUUUGUAUUCUUGUUUA
Messenger RNA from Salvia splendens (bonfire salvia), 3856 nucleotides. RefSeq names its product serine/threonine-protein kinase Nek5. Gene Ontology annotation, molecular function: protein serine/threonine kinase activity; ATP binding. Gene Ontology annotation, cellular component: cortical microtubule. NCBI's taxonomy places the organism in Eukaryota, Viridiplantae, Streptophyta, Magnoliopsida, Lamiales, Lamiaceae. The transcript has 14 exons. Bases 446 to 3478 code for a protein of 1010 amino acids. The record is from RefSeq and is a predicted model, not a curated record. Gene Ontology annotation, biological process: microtubule-based process; protein phosphorylation.